AUGGGAGACAAGUCUGCGUACAUGAGCGCCGGCGGCUACUCGUCCGGCUACAUGGGCUCCAACGCCUCCUCGUCCGGAUACGCGCGUGAGGAGUACGCGAGCGGCGGCAGUGGCGGAUCCAACAACAACAACCAAUCGUCGGGAGGAUCCGGAGGCGGCGGCGGCGGCGGCGGAUCCGGCGGACAAGUGUUCAAGGCGCGCACCGAUCAGUCGUGCUACCUCGGACCGUCCUGA
Molecule: messenger RNA, 234 nt
Organism: Caenorhabditis sp. 36 PRJEB53466
Lineage: Eukaryota; Metazoa; Nematoda; Chromadorea; Rhabditida; Rhabditidae
Source: the annotation of a GenBank genome assembly